UGGACACUUCAUGGAAUACUUAUGAAGGUUAUGUUUUUAUCAAUAGAUGGAGAUGGAUGAAACAGUUUUUAUAGUACCUCUAUGGUCUGUGCAUUUGGUAGGUUUGUGUUAUUUACGUUCAUAUAAGGAAGAACCUGAGUUGCGUAUCUUUACAGGUAGUUUACUAAGGUCACUAUAAUAAUAUCCCAACAUACUAAUUUUUAGCCCAUACAUAUACAUCAAUGUGGCCAUACUUUCAUCAGAACCAUCAGAACGAUAAGCGUUUUCAUUGACAAAUGCGCGAGAAGGAAGCGCACGGUAUCAAUUGUCGAAAUGUAUUCGGUUUGCCACAACGGUAACGACACUAAAUGAUUUGUGAGUGAAAUUAUACCGAAUGUAUGUACGAAAGACAUGUGCGUGAUUCAGAAGUGACAGAAGAUAUAUAUGGAGGAAUACAAUCCUCUUCAGACGUGAUCCACAAUUGAAAAUUGUAUCAGUAUGCACCGCACAUCAGGCCGCAAUAGCUAUGAUGGGAAGAUUGCAGGUCUCUAUGACUUGGAGGAAACACUGGGGCGUGGACACUUUGCUGUUGUGAAACUCGCUCGCCAUGUCUUCACUGGGGAGAAGGUUGCUGUCAAAGUCAUUGAUAAGAGUAAGCUAGAUGAGGUCUCCAGGGCACAUCUCUUCCAGGAGGUGAGGUGCAUGAAACUAGUCCAGCAUCCGAAUGUUGUGCGUUUGUACGAGGUUAUUGACACCCAGACAAAACUUUACCUCAUCUUGGAACUUGGUGAUGGUGGAGAUCUCUAUGACUACAUCAUGCGACAUGAGGGGGGUCUUGGGGAAGAAGUGGCACGUGAAUACUUCCGUCAGAUUGUCCGCGCAAUUUCGUACUGCCAUCGGCUUCACGUAGUGCACCGUGACCUGAAACCAGAGAAUGUAGUAUUCUUUGAACGCCUUGGCAUGGUAAAACUCACAGAUUUUGGGUUUAGUAACCGUUUCAACCCUGGCCAGAAGCUGGAGACAUCUUGUGGUUCUCUGGCAUAUUCAGCUCCUGAAAUACUGUUAGGGGACUCAUAUGAUGCACCUGCUGUUGAUGUAUGGUCCUUGGGGGUAAUCCUGUACAUGCUGGUCUGUGGACAGGCACCUUUUCAGGAAGCUAAUGACAGUGAAACUCUGACCAUGAUCAUGGACUGCAAGUACACAAUACCUGUCCAUGUAUCAGAUGCAUGCAAAAGACUGAUAGCUCGGAUGCUAAUUCGAGAACCAGAGAGGCGGGCCUCCCUGGAAGAGAUUGCAGCGGACCCUUGGCUGGGAGAAGAUUUGAACACCCAGCCAACAGACUUCCUUCCUCUAGUCUCUCGUGAACAUGUCUCAGAAGAGGAUCAUGCUCUCAUCAUCCAGAAGAUGGUGAAUGGCAAUAUUGCCACCAAGGAGGAGAUUCUUGAUGCACUGGAUAAGAAUGAGUACAAUCACAUCACAUCCACUUAUUUCUUACUGGCUGAAAGAAAGCUGCGACUGCACCGUCAAGAGCAGGCUCAGGCGCAGCAGAGGCUGAGGUCAGGACAGUGUCUACCAGAACUCUCACCAGUGACACCUGGAAAACCAUACACAAAGGCAGACAGUAGACAGCAGCAGGAUUCUCCUUCCACAGUUAACCAGACUUUGCUGAGUGUCAGGACACCAGGGGAUGUUCCUCAGAAUUAUCGGGCACGCAAAUGCAGCAUCGUACAGGAGGAGGAGGACGAAGAUGAUAUGAGCAGCUCAGGUCGUGAGGAGCUUACUGCUCCACACAACUCCCUGAAUCGUCGUGGAUCACGUUCAGAGGGGAAGCUAAAUAUUGCAUUACAGGAGCGACUGGCAGAGUCAGAGCGACGCAAGGAGAAGGCUGCAACCACUUCAUCGGGCCAGAAAGCUCCAUCUCAGGCUAGCAGUGGUUCCCCAGGCAUUCUGAGGGUUGCUGCCAGGGAUGAUACAAGUUCUCCAGCUGUCCCAUCAUGGGCCCCCCCAGCAAAGAAGACCUCCCCUGGCAGCAGCUUAGACAUGAGACCAAAAUCUGCAGCAGAGUCUACAUCAAAGGAAAAUGUUCCAGCAGCUUACAUUCCUGGCAGUAACAAGUGGAAAGUCACUCCAAAGCAGCCUGGUCCAGUUUCACAGCCUCCCUCACUGCCAAGUGUGAGAGUCUCUUGUGUAUCCAGUACAUCCAUCAUCACAGAGUCUUCCACUAUAUCCAUACCUGUCCAUACACUGUCGGCAUCAGGGAUACCGCUCCUUCCCAAAUACAAGACAAUGCCCACUCCAACUCGACCCAUGCAUUCUGUGCUUAGCUCUCCACAAUUAGCAUUAAAUGAAAUCUUUGAAGAAGGUGAUGGUGGUGAAAAUUUAGGGCCACGUCCCAGUUCCCGAGUUGUAGGUCGUCAGCAAGGCCAAGGGAGACCUGGAGGCUAUGAACAGCGCCGUAGCAAAUUUCACAAAACCAGAACAGCUUCAUGCAGCUCGUCAGAUGCAAGUGAUGAUGACAGUGAAAGUCGAAAGAAAAGGGCUCAUAAACUGGGUGAAACUGGGAAGUCCUUGCCACAGCGUAGAGAUUCCCAUGAUGACUCUAGUGACUCGCAAGACCCAGGGGGAAGUGGGGGGACAGGUGGUGGUGGUGGAGGGGGAACACCUGCAGGUGGGACAGAGUGUGGAAGUGGGCCUCCAGCAGGAGCAGGAGCUGACAUAUCUGACAGCUCACGGACGUCUGGGGGGAACAGUAAUGCAGGAAGUGGUGGGAAGCGUCAGUGCAGUGAAGCAUCCCAACAGCCCUCCCUGAGCCGACGUCACAGGACAGGGAGGCGCAGGGCUGGUGAGACAAGAUUGCGUGAAAGUCAGUCCCUGAACAGGAUUACUGAGGUUCAGGAAGCAGAGCAGACUUGUAAUUCAUCUGUUGUGACAUCACGCUCAACUUCUAGUUCUGCCUCCUCUCCCAGAGUGCGUGGGUUUGGUGCAAGGUUUCUGCAGAGCUGGUCUCUGGCAGGAUCCACACCAAAACGAGUGGCAGGUAGUGAGGUUAAGAGUAGCACCCAGCAAUCUGAUGUGGCUUCUGUUUUGAACAGCACAGCAGGACUGCAGGUGGCUCCCAGAUCCCCCAACACCUUGGAAACAAAUUGUUGUGCUGAAGAGAAGGAGAAUUUCUGCCACAUGGGUGUGUCAAAGAAUACUUCUCCCAUGACAGAAAAGCAAAAAAGUGGUGGCAAUAAGAAAGGACGCUUGUUAGGGCGUUACUUUCAAGUACACAAGAAACUCUGUCUCCCAUUGCCAGGAUUAUUCAAUCGUGGACGCUUAUAUAAAGCUCAGUCUUGUGGUUCCAUCGUUCGAGAUCGUGUUGUGCCACCAUCUCCGGCUUCAUUGCUGCUGUGCAGUGAUGACAGAUGGUGUCCUGUAACUUCAGGCAGUAGUACCAAGGGGGCAGGUCCUGAUGAUAAUAGGCACAUGUUUCAGGCACCAGUACAUAUAUAGUUCCAGAAAGUUCUGGGACAAGUGAUGCAUCUGCACUGUGGAAGGGAGAAAAUGAACAGUAACUGCAGGCAGACGUUGGCAGCAUUGUUGGAAGGGAAAGAGAGGAUUAGUCAGAGCAUUCAUGAGAAUAAGGAUUAUUUGAUCUAUCAAACUGACUGGAUGUAUAUAUGAACACCAUUCUAAAAUUGAAUAUAUAUGUCAGUCAUCAGUAAGAAUUGAAACUUGCCGUCAUAAAAAGGUUGUGAUGGCUUGGAAAUAAAUUUUAUGGAUAAAAUCAAUACUUCUCCCUUCCUUCAGCACAGUUUAUUUCUUAUAAUUUAGUACAGGAGCAAAAUUUUACAAAAUGUUUUGUAUGAAAAUUGGAAAUAAAAACUACAGAGUUUAAACCAUUUUAUAUCCCAAGAAAUUACCAGGGUAGUGUUUUGAAAUAGGCCCACAUGUCUCCUAGUUCAUUAUUCACAGUCAUCCUACUCUGUGUUUUGAUGGUACAGAGCCUCAGCAGUUGAAACAACAUUAUAACAUGAUCAGCCACCUUCACCUAGCAGAAUCUGUGGAACUUUACAACAAAUCAUGGCAAGUUCACCCUUCUGUUCCAUUUUGUUUUCCUUUCCAUGAGGAUAAUGAUAGUCUUCUAUCAUAACAACUUUGUCUUGUCUGCAGAGUACUUGUUAAAUUGUACAGUAAGACGGAAGGUUAAGCUAUAUAAAUUUUUCUUUGGUUUUUGUACUUUACUGCCUCAGAGUUCUGUUUACAGAUUCUUGAUGUAUUUUGAAUGUUCCCAGCCCCUUAUAAGCCUUCCCUAAUUAUCUGAGAAGUCAUGGAUAUGGCAACCAUGACAAAUGAUCCAAACAAAAAAUUGUUAGUGUGGGAGGUUGAAGAAUUGAGGCUGCAGUAAAAAUGACUCCAAGAGAUUUGUAUGGUCUUGCUGAUCAGACUUUUUCGGAGUCUUUGGUAACUAAAGUCAAGCUCUGAUUUGCCUCUCUUUCUUCUUGCCAACCUGUAGUGAGCUAAUUGCCCUUCUAGUCAAGUGGUAGGUAGAGUGGCACAGGGGUGCUUUAACACCUUCCACCAUGUUGUGUAGACCUGGUAUGUGAAUGCAAAACACUUCUUUUUCUCCCCUUUGAGUUGUCUUAGAAGCAAAUUAAUGAAAAUCUUUGGUUUUCCUGUUCCACGAAUGGUAGACUGUAGUGAUUGCAAGGAAUUAGGACUUGGUACAUAUGGCUACCUAUAUCAGUGUCAGGUGGGAUGGAGACAGUAAAUGGUGGAAAUUGUGUCUUAUUUCUGGCAUGAACAGGAUUGUCAGAGGUUUAUGUAAACUACAGAAGUUAUCCCAUUGAUGAAAUCCAAUAACAUAAUUGUAAAAUUGUCUCUGACUUUCCCCUUCCCAUUUGUUGUAUGACAAAAUUCAGGUGGUAAACCUGUUACUACACAUCAGAAGUGUAUAAUUCCUUUCUUCUACAAUAUACAAGAUAUCCAUAAUUGUAUAAUCCCAUUUAAUAAAUGUCACACAACUGUAAAAUAUUCUAUAUGUCCAUGUACUUUCAUACCAAAUACAGGAAGUUUGUAAUGCUGUGGACUGACGCAUCCCACUUUUAAUGUCUAAAUUUGUAAUAUAUUUCACUUGUUUACAUUUCUGAUAUUAAUAUCCUUGUACUCUGCAUCCAAGCAUGAGAUUGCCAUUUGGUUAUCUUUCAGUUUGCUACCAGUCCAGUCAUAUUUCAUAUGUGCAAUAUCUGAGUCAGUAUGGACCAGUGACACUUAAAGAGUGCCAAGACUGUGCAAAGGAAUCUAAAAACAUUCCAUAAAAUACCAGCAAUGGUUAGAUUGCUUCAUUAUAGCUGACAUGUUUGCUGUUCUGCGUAACUGCACAGAACUGCUUCUGGUAUCACAGAUGAAACUACACCAUCAUUCACAGGGUAUAUAGAUGUAGUAUUCUUAAACAGUUCAACAAAAUAUUAAUGGCUGUUUUUCUUUGUAUGAGAUGUCUGAAGGGUGCUACUGAAACAUUUGAAAUAUUCAGUAUUUGAAGUUUAUAAAUCCCUUAGGCAGGGCUCAGGAACCUUCCUGCCCCUCACUUCAGAAUUAAGUGUCCAUUUGUCUAUAAUCCCUCUAAAUUGCAACACUUUAUUUUACACUUCAGUACACUCUCUAACACUACGUGUUUUGACCUCAAACGCCCAUCUUCAGUUGUUUUCUUCACAGGUAUCCAAUUAAGAUUGUGUCAAAACCGCUACACUGUUUCACUAUUCUAAGUCAUUUUAAAAAACCACACGCUGUAGUCUUCUUUUUAAUUAAAAUGAGAUAAAAUUCU
Molecule: messenger RNA, 5785 nt
Organism: Cryptotermes secundus
Lineage: Eukaryota; Metazoa; Arthropoda; Insecta; Blattodea; Kalotermitidae
Gene: Snrk
Product: SNF-related serine/threonine-protein kinase
Exons: 10
Coding region: 478-3474 (998 amino acids)
Biological process (GO): microtubule cytoskeleton organization; protein phosphorylation; intracellular signal transduction
Cellular component (GO): cytoplasm
Molecular function (GO): tau-protein kinase activity; protein serine/threonine kinase activity; ATP binding
Source: RefSeq, a predicted model, not a curated record